Messenger RNA from Echinops telfairi (small Madagascar hedgehog), 1927 nucleotides. RefSeq names its product FA complementation group E (gene FANCE). Gene Ontology annotation, cellular component: Fanconi anaemia nuclear complex. Gene Ontology annotation, biological process: interstrand cross-link repair. NCBI's taxonomy places the organism in Eukaryota, Metazoa, Chordata, Mammalia, Afrosoricida, Tenrecidae. The coding region runs from base 1 to 1575 and encodes 524 amino acids. The transcript is spliced from 10 exons. The record is from RefSeq and is a predicted model, not a curated record.
AUGGCGACCCGUGCGGCUGAGGACGCGGAUCCCGCUCCCUGGGCGCAGCUGGAGGGCCCCGCGCGCCUCCUGCUCCAGGCGCUGCAGGCGGGGCCCGAGGGGACGCGGGGCGGCCUCCGGGUGCUACAGACACUGGCUAGCAGACGCGGGGAGCCCUUCGCCUGGGGUCCCUUCCUCGGGGCGCUGUGCCAGGAGGAGCCGGUGGUGGAGGGGCCCGACUGCCGCCUGAAGCUGAAGCCGCUGCUGCAGCACUUGCCUCUGCUGUGCCAGAGAAACCUGCUGGCCCUGCUGAUGGCUGUGCGGCCAUCGCUGCCCCAGAGCGCGCUCCUCCCUGUGCUGCAGAUUGUCCGGCAGGACCCAGGCGCCGACCCCUGGCUACGAGCCCUGGUGGUUUUGUUGCAAAGGGAUCUGGGGGUGGGACUCUGCGCUGAGGAAGUCUCCCCACUGUCGGAAACGUGCCAGAGACAGCUCCGAGGCCUGUGUGCGCAACUGGGUCGAGGGGGCAAGGGGCUGAAGUUGCCCCAGGUUCCAGAUGCCGGAGAAGGCAAGGAAGAGAAGGAAGAAGACGCCGACUCCCAGCAGCUUGGGAAACGCAAGAAGGAGGCCGCGGAGGAGCCCGCCAGUCCUGAGGGCGAGCGGGCCUCCAAAAAGUUCCGGUGGUUGGAAAGGGAUGAGGACGCUCAGGAGGAGGAGCCCCUGGAAUCCGCCGCCUGUGGAGGAGACGCAUCACCAGUCCUGAGCCAGCCUGCAGUGGGUGCUGAGCCCAGAGAGGCGCCUCCGAAGCCGGAGGGCUCGAAGGAUCUGGUGGAGACCCUGGAGCUGCCCAAAGCUGUCCAGGACCAGCUUCCUAGGCUGCAGCAGCUGCUGAAGACCUCUGGGGAGGGGUUCCAGGGUGCCCUGCCAGCUGAGCUGCAGCUUCUCCAGGAAUGCAGCCCCAGACAGGUAGACCUGCUGUGUGCCCAGCUGCAGCUCCCCCAGCUCCCGGACACGGGCCUCCUGCAGCUCUGCUCCUGGCUGUUGGCCCUGUCACCAGACCUCAGCAUUAGCACCGCCACCGUGCUGGCCAGGAGCCUCUUUCUUGGGCGGAUCCUGUCCCUGACAUCCUCGGCCUCCCGCCUGCUCACGGCCGCCCUGACCUCCUUCUGUGCCAAGUACGCCUACUCUGUCUGCAGAGCCCUCCUGGUCCCCGUGCUCCAGGCCCCCGGCCCAGGUUCAGCUCAACUGGAGCUGCUGUGCUGCCUUGUGAAGGCAGUGGAGCCGGACACGCAGGGGCUAAUGCUGGGCCAGAUCUUGGAGCUGCCCUGGAAGGAGGAGAUGUUCCUGGUGCUGCAGUCCCUCCUGGAGCAGCAGGUGGAGCUGACCCCCGAGAAGUUCAGCGUCUUUGUGGAGAAGCUCUGUGAAGCUGGACCGGCGGCCACCACAUCCAUGGCCUAUGCCAAGCUCAUGCUGACGGUGAUGACCAAGUACCAGGCCAGCAUCACUGAGGCCCAGAGGCGGGGCCUGGCUACUGCUGCAGGACUCAACUCAACUUUCCUGAGGAAGUCCCUACAGGCCGCCCUAAGACACCUGGCCUGACCUCUGCCCAGGGACCACUCGGCAGCAGACCGUUGAAGGCCUCUCUGUCUGGAUGAACUUGCCCUACUUCCUGGCUGAGGCUGGCCAUCCCGGGGCUCAGCGCCCUGCUUUCCCAGGCGCCAGACCCAGUCUGGGCUUUGCAGGUUGCAGGGGCAGGACGAGCUGUCCUUGUUUGGGCUGCUGGCCCUGCUGCCCGUGUCUUCGCUGCUACCUCUGGCCUCAGGAACAGAGACUCUCCCCGAGGCCCCGACGGGUCCCAGCAGACCCAGAGUAGUUGUGGGAUGCUCCGGGAAUCCAGAAGGCCUGUGCGCUCUACACAAAGCUCUUGCGAUUAAAUGUGUGUCAUGACCAU